AUGUGGAAGACGGCGUGGAGAGCUCGACGGGCGGUUGUAGCGAGCCUGCGGAAGGCUCACACGGCCAGCGACGACGAGCUCAAGGCCGCGAGGACAUGGCUUGCGCGGUUUACGGCAGAGACGAUUCCCAGGAGCAUCUGCGCAGCCUCCUUCAGCCGGUCCAGCGGUCCUGGAGGCCAGAAUGUGAACAAAGUUAACUCGAAAGCGACGAUAAAAGUGCCGAUGAGCUCCUUGUUGCCUCUGGUGCCGAAGAUACUGCAUUCAUCCAUUCGGUCGUCUCGAUACUACGCAGCCAACUCGCAGGCGUUGGUCAUACAGGCGGACGAUAGCCGGAAGCAGUCGCAGAAUCUCAAUGCCUGCUUCGAUAAGCUGACCAACAUGAUAGCAGCGGCCGGAAGAGAUGCUGUGCCCGGGGAGACCUCGCCUGAGCAGAAACAAAAGGUCGAGAAGCUGCAGAAGGCUGCGAAUGAAGCGAGGAUACGGAUGAAAAAGGUACACAGCAACAAGAAGAGCAGCAGAAAAGGAAGAUCAGACGAGUGA
Nannizzia gypsea CBS 118893 is the source of this 540-nucleotide messenger RNA. RefSeq names its product peptidyl-tRNA hydrolase domain-containing protein. Gene Ontology annotation, molecular function: translation release factor activity. Gene Ontology annotation, biological process: mitochondrial translational termination. Lineage: Eukaryota; Fungi; Ascomycota; Eurotiomycetes; Onygenales; Arthrodermataceae. Bases 1 to 540 code for a protein of 179 amino acids. Gene Ontology annotation, cellular component: mitochondrial large ribosomal subunit. The transcript has 3 exons. The record is from RefSeq and is a predicted model, not a curated record.